Messenger RNA from Fraxinus pennsylvanica, 1389 nucleotides. Lineage: Eukaryota; Viridiplantae; Streptophyta; Magnoliopsida; Lamiales; Oleaceae. The record is from the annotation of a GenBank genome assembly.
AUGUCUGUAAUUCAUCAGAGCCUUUCAACUUCAAUUUCCUCAUCAUCUUCAACGUUUCUGGGCCACAACAAUCUCAAAAGCAUCAAGUCGAGUAAUGUUUCAAUUCCAGGGAGAAUCAAUGUGGUUAUCGAAUGUGUUGCCACGCCCUCAGCUGAAAUAACUGCUUACAAGACAAAGGUCUCCCGCAAUGAAAACAUGGGAAAACUUCAAGCUGGCUACCUUUUUCCAGAGAUAGCAAGACGGAGGACUGCCCACAUGUUGAAAUAUCCCGAUGCUCAAGUCAUAAGCCUGGGAAUUGGUGACACUACUGAGCCUAUUCCAGAAGUUAUUACAUCUUCCAUGGCAAAGAGAUCAUAUGCAUUGUCAACAGUAGAGGGAUACUCUGGUUAUGGAGCUGAGCAAGGUGAAAAACAAUUGAGAGCUUCCAUUGCUAAAACCUACUAUGAAAACCUCGGCAUAGAAGAAGAUGAUGUAUUUGUGUCAGAUGGUGCAAAAAGUGACAUAUCUCGCCUUCAAGUACUUUUUGGAUCCAAAGUGACAAUGGCUGUGCAAGACCCAUCAUACCCAGCUUAUGUGGAUUCUAGUGUUAUUUUGGGCCAGACUGGGCAGUUUCAGAAAGAUGUUGAGAAGUAUGGAAAUAUUGAAUACAUGAAAUGCACCCCAGAAAAUGGUUUCUUUCCUGAUUUGUCUGCCACUCGUCGGACCGACAUCAUAUUUUUCUGUUCACCAAAUAACCCAACUGGUUAUGCUGCUUCAAGGGAGCAAUUGACUAGAUUGGUAGAAUUCGCUAAAGAAAAUGGGUCAAUUAUAGUCUAUGAUUCUGCUUAUGCCAUGUACGUUUCAGAUGAUAGCCCGAGGUCUAUUUUUGAGAUUCCUGGAGCCAAAGAGGUUUCGAUGGAAGUUUCAUCGUUUUCCAAGUAUGCUGGGUUCACAGGAGUUCGUUUAGGUUGGACUGCAAUUCCAAAAGAGCUUUUAUAUUCUGAUGGAUUUCCCGUGGCCAAGGACUUCAACCGCAUUGUCUGCACUUGUUUUAAUGGUGCAUCCAACAUUGCUCAAGCUGGUGGUCUGGCAUGUGUUUCACCCGAGGGCAUCAAGGCCAUGCAUGAGGUGGUUGGUUUCUACAAGGAAAACACUGACAUCAUAGUCGAGGCAUUCAAUUCACUUGGUUUCAAGGUAUACGGAGGAAAAAAUGCACCAUACGUGUGGAUCUACUUUCCUGGCCAAAGCUCGUGGGACGUGUUCAGCGAGAUUCUGGAGAAAACUCAUGUUGUCACUACUCCUGGCGGUGGUUUUGGACCUGGCGGUGAAGGUUUCAUUAGGGUCAGCGCCUUUGGACACCGGGAAAAUAUUUUGGAAGCCUGUCGAAGAUUCAAGCAACUGUACAAGUAG